AUGCUGGUCAAUUUAUCCGCAUCUCAUAGGAGCAUAAAUAAGACUUCAGACGCACAAAGUCAGCGGUACAUCCUAUCGUUGGAUCUCAAUGGGCUGAUGCAAAUUGUACAAAAUGAACCUAGAUAUUUCUACCAGAAAGUCUCAUCAGGUUACAAACUCUCAACUUCAUUGCACGAACUGGAUUUGCGCAUUCUGAAUGUGGUGUCUUAUCAGUAUAAGAUCUGGAAUACGAUUAAGUACUUUGAUGCUGGGGUUAAGACACAAUAUGAUAGGAAGAAUCAGCUGCCGGCCGACCGCAGCGCAGAGCCUCCCGAGGUGGAAAAAGUACACGAAAUAUCUGGCUUGGGUGUCUCCGCCUGGACAACUAAAUCUAGGAUUUCAACGCUACUGAAAGAUGGGAUAAAUCAAGACUACUAUCUAAAGACAACAGUUGGCGACUUGAAUCGAGCUGCUAUCAAUGGAGAAUUUGAGUCGAUGAAGGCCAUAAAGAAAGUUAUUCCUGGGUUUAUAGCUUCACCAAUCGCCCAAGGAUCAAUGAAAAACGAGUCAGACUGUCACUUGUACCGUGGCCAAUAUCUAUCAAUCAUAGGCGAAUUGGUAGAACCCUGUUCAUUCUGUGAGUAA
This is a messenger RNA of Botrytis porri, 624 nucleotides long. RefSeq lists its product as uncharacterized. NCBI's taxonomy places the organism in Eukaryota, Fungi, Ascomycota, Leotiomycetes, Helotiales, Sclerotiniaceae. The transcript has 2 exons. The coding region runs from base 1 to 624 and encodes 207 amino acids. The record is from RefSeq and is a predicted model, not a curated record.